Xyrichtys novacula (pearly razorfish) is the source of this 32775-nucleotide messenger RNA. The record is from the annotation of a GenBank genome assembly. NCBI's taxonomy places the organism in Eukaryota, Metazoa, Chordata, Actinopteri, Labriformes, Labridae.
AUGUUAAUGUCGACCGACGUCGCAUCCAUCAUGCUGCCCGUGUCCCGGGGUCUCAUGGACCGGGAUAGAGAGCUGGACACCCUGGCAGGCGUACAUCCCAACGCGGGCGGCGCUCCUGCAGUUGUCCGCGGCAUGAAGCGAGGAGACCCGGAGCCUGACGGUCAGACAGCGGCUGCCCUGGUGGACUCAGCCGGGGCGGAGUGCAAGCGCCCCCGGAUCGACGGCUCAGGGGGCAUCGGCGAGGUUGGCCAGGUGAGGAGUGAAAAAGAGAUGAGCUUUCUUUACAUGUCCAAAUACAGCAGAACAUUCAGCAUGGUGCCAGGGGAUAUUCUAGUGCAUGUUAUAAAAAAUUAAGAUGAUCUUUAAUUUGCUCUUUGAUUUUGUUUUGGUUCAGUUUUGUGAGCCAAAUCUUCUUACCAACAACUGCAGAUUUAACCACUGUUGUAGUUCCAGCAGAAAGGCCCCCCCAAUGGUCCACCAUAUAUCAUUUGCUAUUGAGUGGCCACGACCAGCACUGCAAGAUAUAUGCUACCAGCUCUUUUCCCUACAGCAUCUCUACACACUGAAUAAUGCUAGGAUGUACAAAUGGCCAUUUAAGAGCAUUACUGUGGCUGCUACAUUACAGCUAAUACAAUAAAUGGAGGUUCAGGUUUGACUACUUUGCUAUAGUGAGGUUUUAUUACUAAAGUGCUCUAUGUCCAAGGGUCUGUUACUUUUAUAAUUAGCCCUUUAACGCCUAUUCGAUACAUACUUUUAUAUACUUAUAUCAAAUCAAUAUGGCCAACAAAUAACUAAAAAAACACCUGAAUACAGUCCAAUAAAUGAUAAAAGUGUCCCCUGGUAGUUUAUUAGUUUCCAAAAACAUUUAAUGUAUUAGUAGUAAGUGAAAUAAACAUUUCAGCUCCAAAAAAAAUGAAUUUUCUGGCCAUAAGAUGUGUUGUCAGGCAUUAAAGGGCUACACACCUUUAAACCUCAAAACUCUCUAAACAGAAUUGUAUUUUUUUACCAUAUGUAAAGCUCAGACACACUCCCAUCAGAGUGGUAGAAAUGUAAACAAACUUGACCAUUCAGGUAAAAUAAAAAAAGAAAAACAACCUUUGCCAUCUGGCAUUAUGGUGGGGGUAACAUUAGGGUUGAAAUAGAAACUGAUAUCAGUGUUUGCUUGUCUGAUCUUUGGUGGGGGAGGGCUGACAUAAGGGGGGUGUUUGAGUCAAAAAAAGAGCUCUGAUUUUAUUGGGGGGCAGCCUGAAAUGUAAUCCAAUGACUCUGAUGCUCAUUCUCCUGCUUUUAUCAACAUUUAGCCUCUGUCAUGUUGUGUUUGGGUCAUCAGAUAUAAUGGAUCCUUUUAACCUCUUUUUUUUUUCCAGGCCAGUUGAAUCAAUUGGCUGAUUUUUAGCCAUUGGUGAUCAAAAAUUGGUGAAAUGUUAUUGAAUAGGGUAUCACAGGGGACAGACGGAUGCUCUGGACACCAUUGUGGUGUAAUAUGUAGUGUUAAGCACUCUAUUGGAAGACUGAAAGCUAUUUCCUCGCCAUUGAGAGUGCCAGUAAUGGAGGUGAAGUGGCCUGUUUUCUCCUGUUUGGAAAACUAAAUGGCCGGCUUUACGUCGUCCUGCCGUCCACAAGUGCUGACAGACAGGCUUAGGAAAGUAAUGCACUUACAAAAACAGAUGUGAGUGGAAGAGUGUUUGUGUGGGGUAGAAAGAGCAGCACAGAUCAAUAGCUUCAGCCCCUAAAAUGUAUUGAACGUGAGCUGGCUGGACAGCCCGGAAAUGACAGUGGGAGAGAUGCCCCCCUCCCCAUGCUCUCUCUUUCUCUCAGUUGGUGCAGGAACAGAUUUGCCCUAUCACUGGCAGUAAAGAGGCUUUGUUUCCAGCUAAUGGGAUCACAUCUUAUACUGGAGGGGGCAUUAUAACCACACUGAUCCUGGGAUCCUUAUCUAAGGCAGAGGAUUUAUACAACACACAUGCACAUAUGCACACACGCAGUUAUGAUGGCGAUAGAGAUCUCAAAGAAACACGUUUCACUGACUGAUACAUAAGCUGGUCAGUACUGAAUGAGUAGCACCUGUUAAAAUAGUUUUUUUUUUCACGAUAGCAAAUAUAUUAUCUUGAACCAUAAAGCACCUGUGAGCAUUUUUUGGUGGUCACUGGUUACCAAAAGGCUGGGUAUGAAUCAUGAUGGCCCUGUAUGACCUUCCUGAGCAAACAUAAGCGAGCUGAUUGUUAAUAUGCCUGUAACCACUGACACAGGUUAGGUCUUCAAUGAGGAGAUGGACAGUCCUCUGCUGUAGUGAGUGAAGUAUCUUUCUGAUGAAAGAACUACCUACAAAUGUACAGGAGAGGAGCAGGUUUAUGAGUUACACAAAAUAAAACUUGCCCUCCAGAGUUUUAAGGAACUGUUUUUGAAUUCUGUGGGUAAAACUGUUACUUAGAUUAAAUGUUAAUUCACAUUAAAAAUAGUGGCCCUUGUAUCCUUAACUUUGUUUUGCACUGCUUCAAAAACUGUGAGGUCUUGCCUUACGAAUUUCCCCUUGGGGAUCUUGUAUUAUUGUACUGAGGUUAUGGAACCUUUAAAAUAAUAACAUACCAUUUUCUAUUACAGCUUUUUUCUAAGGGACAAAUACAAUUGACUUCUAAAUCCUCAAGUUUGUUUGAACCUCUGACAUUAUUUUUAUGUGGCACCCUAUUAUUGUUGUAGUAAAUUCAGUUGAGUGUCAUUCAAUUUUCCUAUUGUAAGUUGGAGCACUCUGCUGUCAAAGAAACUUGUGAUUAAAAAAAAAAAACAGCACAAAAGCACUUCAGGAGAGUUAAUCUUUUGAGGAGGGUGAAAGAUGAAAAAUAUAACAGAACCAUGGCUCCAAUAAAUUUCUUUUGCUUGCCCUCCUUUAUCAUUGAUUGGGGAAAAAACACACACACGUACUGCCGGGAUUGUGGCAGGAAUUGAACUUUGACCUGUAACUGCUGCCAAAACAAAGGGGUGUGGUUCCGCCAAAGAUCAGUCAUUUACAAUCCUCCCUAACAAAUGAGAUCAUUCUUACUGGGCCAUUGACACAGCUGUUUUUCACAGGAGCGUGUGAAAUCAUCACGGUACAUGGGUGGAGGAGCUCAAGUGUCAAGUCAGAUCUUUAAAGUUUUAGCAGAGCAGCUAUGCAUGUAGAAAUCAAUGCAGUUUAUGAGUGAGUGCUUGGCUAGCAAGGACGGAUAAUGCUUACUGUGUGCGUUCAGCAGAGUUCAAAUGUUCACGGCUGCUCAUAAAAAUUAGCUGCUGACCUCCUGGGGCUGACACUCUGCUCAUCCAAUAGUAUGGAUUUCACAUGAAUGCGGAGUCUCUCAGCAGAGUAGAGCUAUCCCAAUGAAAUAUUCUCAAUCUAUUUUGCACGAGGGAAGUCCUGCAUUUUCAGGAUGGCAAGGAUUCAAAAUAAUGCUCCCCAUCUUCAGCCUUAAUUUUGGGAAAUGUCGAGAGGAAGUUGUCAGCUUGCAUAUCAAUCCCCCAUAAUGCUGAGCGGCCCAUUUUUGUUGUCACUGUGUAGGAUCGGGGGCUCUCUUUCAGCAAAUGAGGUCUUGCCUGUGGUGACAGCGCAGAGGACAAAUGACUUGACUCGGACAUUAAUGUAGGUGGAUCACCCCUCUGUGCUUCCAUCUCAGCCCUGGUACUGAAAUAGAAUGAAAACAUCAGCAAGAAAAAUGCACUCGCGCUGCCUCCUGUGAAUAUUUAUUUAGUUUUUGAGCUCCUGUUUUUUUUUUUGUGAUAAAUCAUGGCAGAUGUCUGAAUACUGUUUGAGAGAGAAGCCUGCUGCGUUUUUCUGGCGCCCUGCUCUGGGGCAGAGCUGAUAUUCUCAUUGUCACAAAUUAAUUUCAGUUAAAUGAUUCGUAAUGCUUUUGAUGUUGUUUUUGAUUCUUAUAGAAAACAUGAGGAAAUCUUCUACUUCAGGCUCUAUAGUAAUAUUUGUUUGGUUAAGAUGUGAAUUUGAGGAUCUUCUGUCUUCAUUCAGAGCUGGUUAUACAGCAGGCUAAUAGGACUGUUAAUGGAAAAAUAAACUCAUUGGCUAUAUAGAUAUAUAGAUCUAGAUCAGGUGUUGUAAGAGCUCUGUGGUCACUUGAUUUGUAAAACCACUUCCUUGAUUAAUUCGUUUUUCCCAUAUUUCAUGAUUCCCUGUAAAAGUGUCCAAAAGUGGACAGCAUCUAAGAAGAGUGGCUCCACCAACAUCAGUCCGCUGAGUCUGUUUCAGCCUCUAGUAUCAUUUGAAUUAUGUUGAAACAAAGUUAUGUUAAGUCAAUAAUUAUGAUGAGCAAUUACGUCCUGUAGAAAACAGUAAAAUGAAAAUGUUGAUCUUCAGGAUAGGAUGUGAAAUGAAUUGGUGUAUUUAUGAAGAUCAUUACAUUGGACACCAGUUUGAUCAUGUUACAUGUGAUUGGCUGGCUGAUACUGCUUUGUGAAUGAUUCUCACCAGAACUGUCAAGGCAGCUUCCAAAAUCCAGUCUGACUUCAGCCAACACCCCCCUGAAAAAGCAUGUGUAGGUUUACUGCGGAAAGUCUGAGGGAUGUGAAGUACAUGGAGGGAAAAUAAACUGGAGAUCAUCCGGCCGACGGUUUGGAGGCUUAGCACAUAAGUGCUCUGUGGAUGAAAUAGAUUCACAUCCUCCUGAGUGCUGUGCAGCGUGGUAGAAUGACUCUCUGAGCGGUGAAAUGUAGUCCCUGCUCUACUCCUCCUCAACAGAGCAGCGUGAUAGGAAUAGACUUGAGUCUUGUGACUAAAUUAGGCAUCACACACUCAGGAAACAAUCACACACACAUACCACCACCUGUGGUUUUUAGCAGGGAAAGUAGCAGGGUUCAUGAACAUUACUGUUGUCUUGUGGAAACAUAAUCCUAAGGGGAAACGUGGAGGGACGUAACCAAACUCCUUUCCCUAUCCCUUUAUUAUUUUAAGAUUUUCUUGCUACAGGAUGACUCCCUCCUCCCUCCUCCCUCCACCUCUCAUAGUUGUUAUUUUUCCCCUCUCCCUCCUCCCUCCUAUGCCGUCUGUUGACUUCAAGUCUUUUUGUUACUUCGCUUAGUUGCUCUCCCGGUCUUCCCCUGCGGUCUCUUCUCUUGUUUAGUGCGCCCCAUCACCCGUAAAAGAACCACCGUCACCACCCUAAUGCCGGGGGAAAAUUAGAAAAUUAGCCGUGCUUUCUUUGUCGUUUCUUCAGUAAAAGCCCUCAGAAAUGUCAGCUCAUGCUAACUUGUCAUGCAUUAGGGAAAGUGCCUUCAGUUUUGUGUUGUCAAGCUCCAUGUUAGUGUCUGUGCAGCCUUCAUGCAGCUCUCCCUCUCUCAUUCCUCUCAGCUCCUUAAGGAAAUUAAGCACAUGACUCCGCUCAUGUAUGAGUCAUUGUCUUUGCUCCCUCCAUCUUUUUUCCUCUUUUUUUCUCUUUCCAUGCAGUCCAUUUCCUGUUGUAUUUCCAGCUCUGGUUCCUCCCCCUAACCUUUCACCAUAAUAUCAAUUCCAGAUGUGUUUUAACAACACCUCCCCUUCACUCUAAAACUACACACUAUCCUUUGAAUCUCUUUCAAUCUCCUUCUUUUGUAGUUUCGUUUGGAUCCUCUUCUUCAGCGUGCUGAGUUUGGAGUUUGGCCCCGCUUUCAAACACAGUUUAUGCUUUAUUCAUGUUAUUCAAGCCUCAAAGAGGUGAUUCAUUAUUUAGUGUUUCUACCUCCCAAAGUCAGUUCACUUAGUACAUUUUUGGCUCCGAGAUGAAACCCCCACAAACUGCACUUCUUGAUCCAGAAGAUGCUUCCUCCCUCUUUUCUCCUCCUUGAAAGAGCGAGCCUCUGAAAUUUGGAAACAUUGUGCUCAAUUUGGUGAACAGCCGCAUGAGGUCUAGAGUUACAUGGCUGCAGUAUUAAUCAAGUAAACUCAAGCUGUGAAGCAUGGUGUGUAAAGUGUUCCCCUUGGGGAUGGAGCAGAUGAGGGACAUUGGUUCCACAUGAAGGAGAGAUGGGGGGAGGACAGAGAGGAGGGAGGAGCAGAGUAGUUUUCUAAUCUGGCGAUAUGAAGCCAAAGAACAGCAAAUCUGUUCCCUCCCUUCAAAGCAUGUUGUAAUUGCUGUGAAAAUCUCCCUAUUUAAUGGAAUACAUUAGCAUAAAAGCUGGGACACAGUUUGUUACUCACUUAUUUUCAGCCAUAACACUUUAUCAGAGAGUGGAGAUGUUAUUUGUGUUUAAUAUUUAUCUCCAAACAAAAAUGAGUUUUCUUAUUUCGCUGCCUUGUUUAUCUGUAAUUAGUCUGCAGAUGUAUCCCGCAUUGCUUUACACAGCCAGAACAUUGAAAGCAGUGUGUCAGAGAUUUCAUCAGGGCUUAUGUUGCCGUUUCACUUUCCCGACCUAUUUAUGGUUUACAAGCCGUGGGUGACAUGUACUUCUUUUCAGCCCGAGUCUUCCCAUAUCUACAAAAGAUCUGCUGGAUAGGGAUGGAAAAAAAAAACAGGGUGAGGUAGAGGGUGGGGUGUGCCACUGCCAGAGGAGUUAAUUUGAUUAGGAGUCAGAAACACCCAAAGAUCUUAAACGUCAAAUAUCGAGAGAUCACAGAGGAGAGUGAAUAAGUCAUGAGAGAGCGAUAAAAUUUACAUUAAAGCUGCUUGUCAUGGCCUUGAGGAUUAUUGAUCAUGUAUUCAAAAAUCUGCUCUCCUCUCUUUCAGAACAAUGAACCUUUGACCCUCGGUUACCAUGGCUACCCAUCUCACAGUCAGGUAAGAACACAAAAAAAUAAUCAUCUCUUCGUGGUAUACCUCCUUUUUCCUUGAAGUACGAAUGUCCCCUUCAAAUGCAGUUCUGGUGUAGCGUGAACGUGGCUGAGUGAAGCUCUCUAAACCACAAGGUGGGGGUGUAGAUAAUAAUUUAUCAGUCAUGUAGAAGAAGACAUGCCUUCAUACCCUUCACUCUAAAAAAAAAUCAUCCUUUGAGUUUGUGAAAUAAAAUCAGCUUUUCUUCAUCUUCAUCCUAACCUGACUUGUUUUCUAAUUUUCUCAUGCUCAAUCUGCUUAUUCCAGUUUUCUGUCCGUAAAGAAAGACUCACACACACAUUUAAAAAAGCAGCUUUGAUUAAUACGCGUGUGUCAUUGAAUGUGUGUGUGUGUGUGUGUGUGUGUGUGUGUGUGUGUGUGUGUGUGUGUGUGUGUGUGCAAGGCAUCAAUCUGUUUACCCUUGUUUGUAUUUGUCGUUGAUUGUGUUAUUAGACUGCUCAGUUUAUGUGGUUAAUCCUCAGAUCAUCCUCCCUUCAUCCACUCAUCCUCUCAUGCACUACCCAUAAUCCCCUCAUCCCUUGCUCUCUGUGACGCCCAGCAACCACUGCUUACUUAUCUGCACUGUAUCUGUCUUAAGCCUUCACUUGUACACCCUUAAUUGCCUCGGUCUGUGAUAUUUUUUCUGCUCGGCUGUGUUUGGUGCUGUUUAGCGGAUGUGAUAGAAGCCCUGGAAGCCAAUUAGCCCGUUUUCAUUGCACUGUAAAAUGAUACAGCUUUGAAGCGUUUCCUUCCUAAUGAUAAUGUUUGAGGAAUGAAUCAUAGAGACUAACGUGUGUGAGAGAGAUCUCUGGUUUGGAUGUAAAGAAAUCAGUUGAGCGGUACUUGAGGGACUCUGAAGUGUGAACUGGCCUCUGACCAGGAGAAAAAAAAAGGCAGAGAGGAAGAAAACAAUGCUGGGCAGCAGAGGAGACUCCCACAACACUGAGGUGCUAAACUGUCAGCAGCGGUGUGAGAAUGAUGUGAUCAAAGGCUCCUAAAGGAAGAGCCUGGAGAGCAGCAGAGCUGAUGUGUGAAGAAACGGACCGGCCCCUUUACACAUAAAUCUUCUCUAAAGUCCAUAUCCCAGGUCUGCAUCGAACCAAGAGAGAGUGACGUCUUUUAUAAUUUGACUCUAUAACUUCUUUUCAGCUCUGAUGAAAUCUUAAUAUACGUGAUCAUCCGGUAUUAUUGGACUCUGACUGAAAAAGCCACGGUUCUCAUGGGAUAUUUGAUAUUUGGAGGUGAUUGUGUGGCAAAGAAAGGAUUUUUUUUUAACCAUGUGAGUAAGAAGUUUAGGACCACGGUUUGAAUGAAGGACACGUCUCCCCUCUCCCCCACAGUUUCUAUUUGUUUCUGGGUUUCGAAACAGAAUGAACAAACUUUUCUCAGACUAAUUAAAAAAAUUAAAUACUGCUCCUGUUUGCUCUUUAUGUCGUAAAGUGGUUUUCAUUAUAUGCCGUCAUUUUUCCUUCUGCUGUUUUCUUCUAUGCAUAACAAACAAUGAUUAUUUGUGUUAAGAUGGUUUUGUUAUAGUUAUAGUUAUAGUUAGGGGUCUCCCGAUAAAACUUUUUGACUUCCGAUACGAUACCGAUAUUGUGUGGCAUUCAAUAUUAACCGAUAUCGAUCCGAUAUUAGCACAAACUUGUGCAUGACAAGUUUUUCAACAAAAAACAAUACCGCCACAAAGCCAACAUCACUCUUACUCCAUGCUACUAUGUUAGUACCUUAGUACACACUGUUGUUGUGAUCAUGUGGGCUCAGCUUGCUAGAUCAGGGCUAGAUAGAAGUGCCGGAGCGGAGUCUGGAAUGGACUGCUUGUAUCGGAGUGCUGAUAUCUGAGAUUUUAGAUGCAGGCCGAUAUAAUCAGAUAUUUGUUUUUUUGCCGAUAUCAGACCGAUAUCCAAUAUCAAUAUCGUAUCAGAACACCCCUAGUUACAGUAGUUUUGAUAUUUUAGCAUUUAUACUCAGUUAGUGGCUCUCGUUGUUAAUAGUUGGGGUAGUUUCAUUGUUGCCAGUGGAAUCUGUCUUUCCCGUGCAACAUUUAAAUUGCUAACCCAUGCACAAGGGAGUCACAGAUGCAUGCGUUUAUUGGCUGUCAUGCUAAGGUUGAGUGCUGCAUGAGCUCAGUGAGACCAUCAUUAAAGACAAUGCUAAAGUCAUUUUUAAAAUAAGGUGUUUAUAAACUGCUGUUUUGGGAUUAGGGUAGAAUAAUGUCAUAUAUCUGCAAGGGGAAAGCCGGUAAAUUCCCAACUGGUUAGUUGCUUCUUCUUCUUCUUCUUUCUUUUUGUGGUUUUUAGCCGAGCAGGUACCGUGUUUCUCUCUCCUAUCACUAAAAUAAGAGCUGAAAGACGCUAAAACUCUCUGUACUGAAAUGUUGCAGCACAUUUAUGUAACAAGGUGCUCAAGUCUGAAAGGUGCAUGAGAGAGAAAGAGAGGAGAGUGUUCACUUUCUCUCCCAGUGGUGCCAGCAGCCCCAGUUAACUCACCUACAUGGAGAAAGAGAGCACAAAAAAGAAAGAGAGAGAGCGAGAGAGAGAGCGAGAGAGAGGAGGGAGGGACUCUGUGACAUAAGAGGGAAGCAGAGUGGGAGGGGAAAGUUUGCAGGUGUGACAGUAGAAGAGAGGUAGGAGGGGAGGGAGGCGUCAGGCUAUCUGGGUGAGAGAGGAGGAGAACAAGAGGAGGAGGACUGAGAGGAGGAAUCAGAGGAGAUGAGCAGGCAAGGGCACAGCAGCAUAACAGAAGGCUGGGGGUAGAGAGAAGGAGAGAUACAGAGAGGAAGGAGCAAGUGGGAGAGGAGAAAAGGAAAAAGUGAGUGGGAGACAGAGAGAGAGGAAAAAAGAAAGGGUGGGGGGGUAGAAAAGAAGGCGAGAGGGAGCAAGCGAGAGAGUGACAGAGACAGAGGCCAGCACGGGGGGGAAGGAGGAGGAGGAGGAAGAAGAGGUGGUUGAUCGGGGGAGGGUGAGGUGGGGAGAAGGGUGGGGAAGGGGUUGGCAUGGCAGACUGAGCGAGCAGAGCGGGGGCAGAGAGAGGGAGAUUUUGAAUCUGUGAGACAGACAAGAGAGACAGAGCUGGUGAGGUGACAGAGGCUGGGAGAGAGGGAGAGAGCGAGCGAGGCAGCGUGAGAAGAGGAAAGGAGAGAGAGAGAGAGGAGAGAGAGAGGAGCAGCGACGGCUUGAGUUGUUGCACAGAAUAUGAUGAUGGGACUGUACUAUCCUUCCGUGUUGUCGGUGAGUAUUUAUCUUUUCCUAUCUUUUCAUAUCCUCCUCUGUGUACGCUGGGUCUCCUCGCUGAGGAUCGGACUCCACUGUACAUGAAAACAGGCGUCAGGGCUGGAGCAGCACUGUCAUCGAGCAUAAAAUGUUAAUUAACUACGAACAGAUGAGGACUCUACUUGACCCCCUUUACUCGAGUGGUCCAGUCAGGGCAUUUCAGACUCUCGUUAAGACUCGGCCGUCAGUUUGUUACAAGAGGAUGCCAGCAGCGAAAGAACUAGCGUAGAAGGCAUAGAUGACAGCAAGAUAAAGGCUCGGAGAUUGUAUCGCCACAAUUAUGCCUGGCUGUGGUGAAACGCACGAGCGGCAGUAUAUUAUUGUACGCUGUUGUUGUUGUGGCAUCUGUUCUCCUGCCCAGAGCUAAAAAGCGCACGCAAUCUGAACAUCAAGAGCCGCAACUGCCAGAAACUCUGCUCUGCCAUGUAUUAUGUAUGCUCAGAAGAAUCCAUGUGAACAUACAGUACAGCGUGUAAAGUCUGUAGGGCUGUAUGUAACUGUGAAAGUGUGCUGCUUCUGCGGUGAAGUCUUGAGAGAUUUCUGAGGCAAAAGAGUGGAAACAGUGAAGGAUUAGGGGGAGGAGAGGUAAGUAAGGAAGUCUUUUUUCUUUAUUGCCUCUGCAGCUGUCUCUGUACAUCGCUCCAGCCUGUGAGCGAAAGGGACAGGUGUCCCCGGAACAGUUGUCUCUGUCUUUUUUUUAUUGUCGCUCUCCCUCGCUCUCUCUCUCUCUUUCUCCCUUCUGCAUCUUUUCUAUUCAGCUAACAACACCUCCUCACUGUAAUUUCUGUGUCACACAUUUCCCAGACACACGCACACAAACUCAAGCACACAGUGGGCUGCAAAGUUGGUGCAUGAAGUGUCACGUUCAAAUCAUUUCAUUUGGUGUGAGUCAGGCUGUGUGUGUGUGUGUGUGUGUGUGUGUGUGUGUGUGUUCCGUCCUGCCUUUGCUUGCGUGUGCUUCUCUUUCAGCUGUACCUUGGAUUCCUGCUCUCUUUACUGUUUGACCUCUUUUCUCCCUCCUCUCGCUCUCCCUGGGGCCCUGGCAGCUGUUAUCUCAAUGUUUUCCUCCAAGAGCCCCUGGAAGAGGGGGAUGGGAUUUGAAAAAGAGAGAGAAUGGGAGCAGGAGAAUAGAAAAUUGAUUUUUAAGGUGACGGGACACCCUCUGGCAGUUGACAGGAAAGCCCGUGGACAGGGAAGCUGAAUUCAUGCAUGGACAGGCAAAUUAAAGAAACGGAGAACCACACUGAGAUUUGACAAUAUUGUAGGUCAACUGGAGAGAGCUAGUUUGCUCUGUGACGCAAUUUCAGAAUGGAGAGCUGACUCUGCAGUUACAUUUGUGUGUGUGGGACGCUUUGGAGUUGCCUUAUGACAGGAGGAAUCAUUUUCUGGUGUUCGGUGCUACUGUGUGCUAAUAUUUUUAUCCUCUGCUGCAGGAAAGUUUAAGCAGCAUAUCAGGUGCAAAAGACUGAAAUAUUUUCUCAAGCCCCACCUAGGCGUGUGCCCUGAGGCGAGGGAGAGACGCCUACCUGCUGCAAAACUACCCCUCUCACCCACUCGCAGACACACAUUACACACAAAUACACACAUCGCCAGGCUCGCACAAAACUAAAAAAAAAAAAAACUAGCUGUGAGGUUUCACUAUCCUCCUCCACCUCCCACCCUUUCCCAAAUCUUGUUAUUGAUUCUUCGCUGGGUUAACAAUGUCGGUCGCUUAAUGAUCCCAAUGAGCUGUGUUUCCCUGGCAACUUGCAUGACUCAUUCAUUUUGUGCAGAUUGUUAGAUGGUGUGAGGCGCGAGGAAACUGUUGACGGGAGAGCCAUGUAAGGUAGACACCUUUCACACUAUGCCUCUUAUAAGAGAGAGAGAGAGAGUUGUGAAAUGACCCAAAGCUGCGUUUACAAUUAUGCCUCUCCAGCAGCUAUUUGCAUCUCUAAUAAGUCACUGCGAGACAUCUGCGUGGCCUUUUAUUAAAAGAACCUGCCUUUUGAAAUAGAUAGGGGUAGCCCUUGCUGACUCUGUGCACGGUGCAGUUGACAAUGACAACACGGCGCUACAGCUGGCUUGUGUACAUUUUUAAAACCACACACUGGACAACUAGACGUGUGUUUGUAUUAUUGCCUGAGCGCCAAACAAGACUAACUUGUUCAUGGUCAUACCUAAUGUAUUUUGGGGGGGAGGCGUGUCCAUGUUCGGUAAACACAUGCCUGUAUGCGAGUUUGUGUGUUCACCUGCACAUGUGUUUGUCCUGUGAGCCGUGUGUGUAUUUAAUGAGGAAUAAAUGUGGACAAUAGUGUCAUCAUGCCUUUGUGUCGGAGUGUUUAUAUUUCAUAAAAAUGCUGCAGGAGCAGGGGACCAUUGUCACAGCUAGUUAGGAGAUGACAGGGCGAGCUUGUGCGCGUGUUGAUAUCUCUGCACGCAUGCAUGAUAAAGAGGAGUCUCCCAGAUAUACGGUGUGAGGAAGUGGAACCGUAUGUGAGACCCUACAUGGGAAAGGAUGGGGUUGUAUUGGGAGGGGUUUGUUUGACAAGCAGACACGUUACCCUAUAAGGAGAUGGAGAAGAGUAUGGGAGGAGGUGCCCGGGCAUCGCUGGUAUCCUGUUGCUAUGAAGCAAAUGGGCUUGAUUGACACAUGUGGGGGCGGGACAUGUGGAGGGUCCCGUCUGGAUUUUAUGAAGCGUAAAGAAGCGAAGCAGUCAGCAGAGAGAGUGGGAGGAAAAGGAGAACAGCAGCAAGAGGAGCAGAGGAAAAGCGAGAGGGGGAGGAGGAAGAGUGAUGGAGAAGGAAGAGGAGGAGGAGGAGGGGUUGACGUGGGAUGGAAUAAUUUAACAAGAGGGUGUCUCCUGGCUCAUCAGUAUGCCACAGACAUGGCAUGAACACUUCUCCAGCUGUUCAGUCAGGGUAACAUCAGCACGGAGUCAAAAGCCGAAAUUCUGGAGCUCAAACAUCUUUUCCAGUCGUUGUGGUUAUUUUGCAGGAAUGUGAGACGCCGCAACAGCACGAAUCACAUUUUCCAUCAGCAAGUUUGUUGAAUUAGGCUGCGGACUAAUGGCUCGAGGCCCAAUAAAGUAAGAUACUGAGAUGUCAUUAUUCAUGUGAAAUGACCCAGUGUUGCCCUAGUUAGCUCUCAGACAUGUUCCUCUCCUCUCCUCCUCCUUGUCCCCUCCUGUAGCGGAGUGAGACUGCUGCAGACAAGUGCAUUUUAUAACAUGCUUCCUCAGACACACUUGCUGCUGCUAACUGACCCGAAAGAAAGCCAGCUACAGCUACUGCUCUGAGUCACUGGCACUGCCUGGCCAACGCAUACACUUACACAACCCCUUAAUGCCUAACGCCUCAACGCCAAGGGAGCAGAAGCGCAUACACACACACACACACGCUGACGCGCACGCAUGCACGCUACAUGUACACAAACAAAACGUACGCAGACUUGAGUGCUGGCACAAAAACCCGGCUUACAGUUUGUCUACAGGGCAGGCCUUUUGAUAAAGCUGACCAAAAAAUGCCCCCCAAUGUCUCUCCUCUUAUGAUGCAAUCUCUGUGCAGUGAGCAAGAGACCUGAAACUUGCAGGCAGCGGCACACACUAUUUUUAUGGAUAGCAGGCUAUCGGGUAGAGAGAACACUGCUGAGAUAAAGCUAAAGUAGAUCUCCUCUGAAAAGGCCAACCGUGGAACACAAAUACAAGGUUGUUUUUGGCUCAUAUUCCCGUUUCUAUUUUGGUCUGGCAGAAGGAGCAGCAUCAGCCGGGGUUGUCCGUUCUCCUGCUAGGCUGUGGUCUGUUACUGUGUGCAUGAGCCUCAACAAUUAAGGGGAGGUUAUGACUGAUGGCGGUAUAGACUCUGGAAGUAGUAUUUAACGUCGCAGCCAAGAUAUCAAAAUCUCAAGUACCAAGUGUGUCGUAUUAAAUCAAUCACUAUCGUUUUGUCUGAGUUGCAUCACAACUUGUCAAGUCCAAGACUGACUCAUCUUUGGUUGAGUGAGUUGUGUCAUGAGUCAUCAAUGUUGGGACUCGACUGCGACAACAGUAGAGCAUUGAUGAACAUCUUGAAUGCAGAGUGGAAGGGUAGUUUUCCCAACAAAGUUAACUAAAAGUAUUUUUUUUUUGGGUUGCCUUUUCUUCUAACGUGCUGUUAGUAUUUCUGCAGCAGCUGUUACAGCGGAGCGGCUCAGACUUAGUUUUCCCUCAAGUGUUUUCCUUCUUUCUCUCAUUCUUAGGGCUAAUGACUCUACAAUAGGCAGCUUUCCACCCUGACUCUGAGUGUGGCCUUUUGGAUCAGCUGUAAACUCUAAAGCUGUCUUAUGAGAUCAGAAGCACAUUGUAAAAACCGCUUAAUUUGAGCAAAACCCAUCCUUGAGGCAAAGCAGUGCUUUGAGCUAACCGCUAAUGUCACAAGGCUGCCAUGCUGAUGUGUCGCAGAUACAACGUUUACCAUCCUGCCAUCAUAAUUAAGCUUGUUGUUUUUGCUAACAUUUCAUUAUUAGGACUUAACAAAAAGACGUGUGGCUGUAAAUCAAAGUAAGCAAACAUCAUGAUAAUCUAUCCUGUGACUGUUAAGAUAUGUUUCUGAUGUAUGUACUAGGGCCGGGCAAUAAACCGAAAAUUUACCGAUACUGACGUUUACGACAAUAACCAACGUCAUCUGCCCAUGUCAAUAUAUUCGGUGUCAAAAAAAUGAAUAAAUAAAAGUUGGUUUUGGAUGUGUGUAGGUAGGCUAUGGUCUCAUGUCCCUUUUAAGAUGCUGUCCUACUUUGAGGACGUGACUCCACCCCAUCCAGUCUGUAACAAAGAAGAAAAGACAGGUGAGGAGAUGGAGGACGGUUCAAAAGUUGGAGCGGCUGGAGCGGCAGCUGAAGUAGACAAAGUUAAUGUGGGAGUAGUUGUGGAGUAGUUAUCGUCCAUUUAUCAUUAUCAAGGUGAACUGCUCAAUAUAUCAUAAUAUUGAUUUGAGGCCAUAUCGCCCAGCCCUAGUAUGAACCAAACAGUCCACAGAGGAAGCAAAGAAAACCUCCUAUGAAGCGUUUCUUGAGAAUAACAAAUAUUUGAUAUUUAAACUGCUCUUUUUUCCAUUUGUACUUUUAGCAGUAAUGUUAAAGUGAGGUAAGUUGGCUAGCAACUACAACAAGACUGAGGAUGACACUUAUGCUGCAAGUGCAUUUAGUCUAAAGUUGGCUCUUGAGAACUUCUCAAAAGCUGCCUUGAGAAAUGCAAUAAUGUCUUUUUCUUGCAGUGCCCACUUAAAGGGGUUGGGGUUAUGCUGUUAGUGUGGCUGAAGGUAUUUAGAAGUGUUACCUCUGAAGUGUAAAAUGACUGCAGUCUAUCAAACCCUUUGUACUUUCUCUUUUUCAUCACCUGACCCAGCCCGACUGAUCAGCUUUCCCUUUCUAGUAUGACAAGAGCAGGGUUCAGUUUCUUCAUCUAGGUUAGCCGGUACCCAGUGACCCUGAAUGACUUGCUCCACCCACUAUCCUUUUAACCUACGCAGAUGAAGUUAGUUUAAGGCCGGGCUGAUGCAAGACUGAGCCAUCCAGUGUGUCAUUAAGCAUUUAAUGUCUCCUGUGGUCUAGAGUCUGAUCUAAACUGAGUAAUUUCCUUGUUUUGCUCUCUUUUUCUGUCUCUGAAUGUAAUAUAUUCAGGCUGUCUCAGCAGAGGGUUUCAGCUCAUGUUCACAUUAUUACAAUCAGUGAUGUAACAGUGUGGGUCUCAUUUCUUCUCCUCUUAGAGGAAGAUGGCUCUUCACAUAUCAACAAUUUUCUAUUUUUAAGCAUUUGUUCAUGAAUUAGAGCUGCACAUUUACAACUUCUAUUAACAGAAAUGAAACAGAAAAGGAUGGAGGAGUAGUUUUUAUAUGAAUAUUCAUGUAGACGCUGAUAUUAUAUAAUCACAAACUCCUGAGUGGCAUGAAAAAUGUAACAGUCUGUGCAAAUAUCAAACUCAAUACAAGGUAUUAAAAAGAUUGUGCUGCUGCAUGAAGCAGGAAGUCAAGAAUGUAAGGGGUGUUAUCUCUUGGAGAAAUCUUAAUGUGGAUGCUUGUGGACGAGAUUGAAAGAGGUCCAUACAGCUGCAGGGUGUAGAGGAGCGGACACAGCUGCUUUUUGAAAAGUUAAACUUGGACUCAGUGGUCAGUAAUCUGCGGCUGCACUACUCAAGUGCUGGGCUCUGAAGAAGGAAAACAUAGUUUCUGUUUGAAUGCCAGGACAGUUGAGAGAGCAUUUCUAGGAUUUAGGUUUGAGAAUAGGCAGGGCAGUUUGUAACCAGGUUUACAGUGUUAGGGAUUAAUCAUAAACAUGUAUUUACUGUGAGAUGUCAGGGGGAGGAGGGAGUGAGAUAACAGGCUGGCUGGCUGUCAUUACCCUGCUGAGAUUACUGCAGUGCUUCAGUCAGAAAAGGUAGAGUUCAAAGGAUAAACUACCUCAUACCGUUUCUUUUGUUCUGCAGGGAAAACUAUGAUUAGACUCCAUCUGAAUACACAUACACUUGACAUGUUUAUUGAUGACAUAUUUGAGCAGCUGUCCAGAGAAGUAAAAAAAGUAUUCUUAUAAGUAAUAUAUUAGUGGCUGUUGUUUUAAUUAAUAUUGAAUCAAUUAGGACUGGUCGACUUGUUGGUCGAUACGUGCUUAGUCGACCAAAAUUCUGAUUGACUCGACUCGAUUUUUUUCAGCGUCAAAUUACAGUCUAUGGUUAAUUUUAUCAGGAGGAACGUACCAAGUGCUAAUGGGGGUGUUUCCAGAGCACCCCUGUUUCACAGGUAACACUGUGUCUCAGAAUAUCCCCCUUGUUUUCACCAUUUUGGAUUCGCCCAACCCACCGGAGACCGGCUAGAGACAAGAAGAUUGAAGAGUGUCCACGUCGAUUAACGUCCGGUAGUUUGCAGAGUAAUUAUUUUUAUUUUGAGCGUUUCAACUUUCGUGUGAAUUCUCCUCUACCAUCCAUGUCCUCUACCACCCCGCUGAGCCGCGUCGUCCCCGCCGCAGAAGGGUUCGCCGUCAGAGUCGGACCCCCGAUUAUUUGGUCGAACAUUUCAGGGUUUUAGUCAACCAAGAAUGUCUUCGGUUGAUUACAGCACUGGAAUCAAGUUUGUAGGGGGACACUGUUGGUUGACCUGCACAGAGCCUGCAGGGGACUGUACUUCACACAGGGUUACAUUAAAGGGAUAUUCCGGCGUAAUAUUAAGUCAAACACACCGUAACACCGAGUUAGAUAACCCAUCGAGGGGUGAAUUUUGCCGACCGUUUGCUUCUCUAGUUAUACCAACUUUGGUAACGACCACAGAUAGCAAUACAGAAAGCCAUGCGCUCAACCAAAAAGCCACUCUAUAGCCACAAAUAAUGCUCAGAACGGCACCUAUUUUCAUCAACAGUACAUACAGGGUCCCACCCAGAGUACUAGCCACCAAACAUCUUUUUAACUUUGCCUAAUUUCUUUAGCAAAGAGACUAAACACAACUCACCUACUCUCUUCCAGCAGCCGCUUGUUUGUAAUGGGACCUCUGAGCGGUCCAUCGACUGCAGCGGGGUGACGCAGCUCAAGAAAGAAAAUUUAUGGUCAUUACUUUAUCAUUUCCUUUAAGUAAUGAUCAUCAUAUUAAUCAAGUUGGUAUAACUAGAGGAGCAAGCAGUCAGCAACAUUCAUCUCUCAAUGGGGUGUCUGACUCAGUGUUAAAGUGUGUUUGACCCUAACUUAACUUUACUCCAGAAUAUCCUUUUGAAAGACCUAGUGUGAAAAUUAAACAGUAUUCAAGCAUAAAUAUAAAUUAGUUCCACCUGACAAAAUAAAUGAAAAAAACUAGUGAAAGUUAGAUUAUUUGAUCUACAUGAUUUAUUCCGGUGACAUAAUGUGAAAUGAUGUGAAACCUCUACUUGCAAAAAAUUUAAACGAUUUGUACUUUGGAAAUUUGAAAUGAAAUGCUUUUCUUUCUAACGUGCGUGUAACACAGGAAAGUAAACUGAAAACAAACAAAACCAAUAAGAAUAUCAAAAAACCACAAUCACAAUAUUCAAGUUAAAAAAAAAGUUUCACUCUAUCUACUCUACCGGUGCACAAUAAGCACAGUAAGUUGAGCUGCAUCUAAGAGUGGUUACUGUUUAUGAAACAAAGUUUGCCUCUUUCUGUGUAGUCAACUCAGCUCGGCUGUAGCAGCUCUCAUGUCACAAUAUCGAUGUGAUCCGUGUCGACCGUGUGCAACCUCUGGUUUGUCACUGAGGCGAGGGGCCAGCUAACGUGUCACAGGUGUGACGCUGAGAAAGGUCAAAAGCUGGGAGACAGAUGGUACACACACAUUCAUACACAUACACACACACUUACUUACACACAAACCCUCCCUCCCACACACUUUUAACACUCCCAAAGGGACAGAGAUCUAUUGUGCAACUCAGAUGGGCAUCACUGCAGCCUGUUACACACACACAUACUCAGACACACACUCACCAAGUCAGUGUAUCCAAGCAGACGUCUUGUCAGCAUUGAGCCCCUUUAGCGGCUACAUCAAAUUUAAGUUACUGGGGGAAAAAAAAGAUUUAAUUUGACUAAAAUUAAUUAUACAUUUUGUUUUUGCAUUUGCUGCUAAAAGCAACAAUCCUCUGAAAGUUAAAAAAAAAAAAUCUUUCUGUUAUAAAGACGAGAAGAACAAGUGGACGAACAAACACACACGUGAAUGAAAAUGUAGAAAAUGUCUCAGACACAGCAGCCACUUUAUGCAGCAUGUUUCUGUUAGUUUAAUGAACUUGCUGCUGUUGUUAAACUCUGCUUUCAAUCAAAUUCUUACUCUUAUCUUAUACAUGUAUGUAGCACUGGGUAAAUAGGAUAAAUAAACAAGCAGGAUGAAUAUUUAAAAUGUUAGAGAUCCUCUUUACCUUCAUGAGUACUGUCACCAGGUCAAAAUACCUUCAUGGAUUUUCGGCUACUUUACAUUAUUUAAAUUCCCAUUCAUUCCUUUCACCUGCUAAACAACACACAUCUAACAAAAACCAGCACGUGUAUAGUCUCAAUGUACAUGUGAUUGUGUUGACGUUCAAGUUUAGCUUAUGAUAACCUGACUGUAGACUUUUGUAUAAAUGUAAUAUGAUGCUAUCAGUAAACCAAACAAAAAGAUUUUUCUCAGUGAGUUGCAGUCUUGGAUUGAUUGGCUUUUCAUUGCUGUCAGAAAUAGAUCGGAUAGAGAGACCCUGUUUGUGGGUUUAUCUCGGACAGCUACGGAUCAGAGUCAAGCCACACCGCCUCUAUCAGUCAUCACCUUUUAUCGUCGAUCCCUCCUUCCCUCUCUCAUCCCUGUUGUCUCUCUCCCUCCGCUCUCUAACCAUUACCAUUUAGGGUAUCCAUGCCCCACUGCCAACAGCUAGGAAUGUGUGUGUGUGUGUGUGCUAUUGUCUGUGUUGUGUUUGUGUUUCACUGUGUGUAUGUAGGAGCCUGUUCUGUCCUCCUACACACUCUAAAUGUUGGUGUAACAUUUGGUUAUUUUCAUGGGGUAAUGAUGUGCACUAAAUACUUAGGCAGGCUUCCUUUUUAACAGUUGGUCUUUGUGUGAGCAUUUAGGUGUGUGGGUGUUGUGCGUGUCAAAGGUGAUUUGUGUGCAGAGGCGUUUGUGAGUGUGUGUGCAGGCGUUAGACACUCACCAUUGUACAACACUCUGAGCAUGGAGGCAUCUGACCCUCAAUAAUAGAUGUGGCUGCAGUGAAUAUUUAAUGGGCAGGGGGUGUAGAUACAUGCGCCCAUACACACACACACACACGCACAGAGAGAUGGAAAUAUAAUAUCUAUGCUUGUAUGACUUUUCGACUGGAGCUCUCAGGAAAAUGGUGUCUGUGUGGUUGGGUGAUGCUCCCAGUAAAAGAUACUGUGGAAGUUCGCCAGCCAUCUACUUUAUUAUUCUCUCCCUUCUUACUCUUCUGCUCUCUUUCUUCCAACAACAGGGCUCUCAGGAUAGUGCUGGCGGUCAGGAGGGACUCGUCCCACCACCUUUUUCUGCGUUCCCUCCACCUCCACCACCACCCCCCCAGAACGGCUUGGCCCUGGAUUACGGGGGCAGCUUGUACGCAGCGGGGGCCGUCCAGGGCCCUGUGGAAGCUGGUGGAGCGGCGAACAGCGCCGCCAACGCUGCCAACAGCCUCACUGCUCAAGUGAGUGCCAAUCUUAUCCUCUGUGUUGCAGCCUACAUCAGGUCUAUGUCUCGAGAGGGCAUGAGUGUGGAGGAAUGUGUGCUAAGAUCGAAAUAUAGUAAAUCUCCUCAGAAUAAGCCUCAUCACAAAAACAUACUGUCCGUACCCGAAAGUCUACUGACUGAUGUCAAACACAGAGCUGACCUUUAUUUUACUGAAAUGAUAUUCUGUAGAGCUUUUAAAUCAAACUGAGUCAAAUCUUUCACAAUUUUCUAUGAGAGGAGAUGUGAAUCUGGAGUUUUGAAUCAGAUUUUAAACACUUAGAAGUAGGGAUGGGUGAUAUGGGCUAAAAAAUUUAUCACAAUAAGAUUUACCACUCUGGCGAAAACGAUAAAAGUCCCAAUAAAAAAUAUUAUACUUCCAAUCUGUAUUUUUUACUUAUUCUGUCUUUUACACCAGUUGGAAUAUUCAAAUAAGAUACUUAACCACAAGUUUGAGCGGAAGGUUAUGGAGAAAACAAAUGACAUCAAACAAGUCUCAAAUGUGAAAACAUUUUCAACAUUUGUUAAAAACUCUUGUUGGACAGAGUGAACAGCAGCAGAUCCACUGUCCAAUGUCAGUCAUACCUGAUUGCGCUAAUCUAAGCCCCAAUCUUGAAGGAAAUCCCUCAUGUGGAGCCUCGUUCACUAACAAGCUGCUUAGAAACGUCUUCUUCGUUACCUUCGGCCAUGUUUGUUUAUUAUUCUGCUCUGUCUGGGCUAUGGCUGCGAGUCCGUCGCUCUCACUUAUGUCAUCAACUUGCAUUUAUCGUAUUUAUCAUGAGAUGGCAAAUAUUUAUCAUGGAGGAUUUUUCUGAUGAUAUAUUGUGAACGAUAAUUUAUCACCUAUCCCUACUUACAAGUAUUUAACAGUAUACAGUCCAAUGCUCAUUAUUACUGUUGGAGAGAGAUAAGGACUGUCAAAGAUGUUAAUCUGGAAAAAAAAAGCAAGAUUAACAACUUGAACAAAGAAUAUAGACAGUACAACACCCAUUGAGAAAAUAUCAGUGUCUAAAAUAGAGAAACCUUUUUAUUUUUUUAAACUUGGACUAUAGGUAACCAGUACACUUUUACUCCAGUUAGCUAAAUACUGCAGAUAAGCAAUAUCACUGCUCUGAUCAUGUGCCACAUAUAAUUUUAAAGGUCUCCUCAGUAGGUCAUUAAACAGUUUGAGCUUAGUAAUACAACUAGAAAUACAAAUGAAGUUUAAAUACUUGAACUCAAACAGGUAGUUUACAGUCUUUGCAGCUUACUCGUCUGAAAGCUCUUUAAUGAAGCUGAUUUAAAACAGUCACCCAGAGAAACAAAGACUGGACUAUAUUCACAUAUUUUUUAAAGGUUUCCUUCAUUUAUUAGAAAGUUCAAGAUCUUUGAGAAGUUGUGGGAGAAAUUUGAAAUAUGAUUAUUAUGCCCCUCUGGGUUGAUAAUAAGCCAGCAGUGAGAGCAGCUCCAAAUCUCAGUGCACCUGGAUGUUGUCAGGAUUGAUAUUCACCAGUACAUCAGCAAAGCAGUCGAUCCUGUUUUACAUGUUAAUCCUUUAUAAGUAAUGUUUUUAUUAUGCUAAAUAAGAGGUGUAACUUUUUCUUAAUGUGAAUCACUCCCUUACUGCACUUUCACAGGUUGCUACUAAAUGUUCCAGAUUUCCAAACGCAGUCAAUGAAACUGACAUGACAGAAAUUCAAAUGAACCCACUGACAUUUCAGUUUUGAAAACAGGGACAAAAAAAUGUUUCAUAUUUUCGUGAAUAUCUUCACCCAAAACCACCUUUUGGGGUUUUUCCAUCUUUUUCUAUCGAUUGUGUCUCCUCUUCUCUUCACUGUCUCUCUGUCUCAGCAGACAGAUGGGUCCUCCCAGAUUGACGGUCAGUCAGGUGUUGGCUCAGGAGGAGGAGGAGGUGGAUCUGUCGGAGAUGACUCAGAUGGCAAGGGGACCCCGAAACGCCUCCACGUGUCCAACAUCCCCUUCCGUUUUCGAGACCCUGACCUUCGGCAAAUGUUUGGGGUAUGUGGACUGGAAUAUUACUCUCUUCUUACUCUGCCUUAUAACAUUACAACAGCCAAGAAAUGUUGGUAUGACUUAACAUUAAGAUGUGGAGAAUGAUGUUUUAAAUGAUAAAUCAAGUCACGUUAGUACUGUGGCCUCAGGUUCCCUUUUUACCCAAAGCUAAUAUUUCUGUGAAAAGAAUCACCUUUUUCUUUUUUUAAUAUAAACUUAAACUCGAGAUGUUUUUCUAACAAAAAGGUUGUUGAAAAGCAGUUGUAAAAAUUUGGCCCUGUGCCUUGCUUUUUGUAAGAGAGUAAUUCUUGACUGUGGCGCAGAAAAAGAGCAGAGGUGAAUUAUGGUGUAAGGAAAGACCAGCAGGGCUGGCUCAGUGCCAGUUUAUCAUGGCUGAACAGUGCUGACACCCUGUGGCCAAAUGCAGUACAUGAUUAGACAUGCUUUUCUCAGCCUCUUCAUUUUCCUCUUCUUUUUUUCAGCAAUUCGGCAAAAUCCUCGAUGUUGAGAUCAUUUUCAACGAGAGGGGAUCCAAGGUAAGACGUCAGGAACAAAAUGGACGUUCAGCAAAAUCCAAAAAUUAGCUCAGCUUUUCAAGCGAUUUCCAACCUCGCCUCACUGCCCCCUCCUUUUUCCUUUUUCCAUUUUCCCCUCUCCUCUGCUCACAGGGCUUUGGUUUUGUAACGUUUGAGUCGAGUGCAGAUGCAGAGAGGGCCAGGGAGAAGCUUCACGGUACACUGGUGGAAGGACGUAAAAUCGAGGUAUAACUCACCACCCGUACCCUAUUUAUUUUUUCAAAGAUCUAGUGAGCGUUUUCUCCUCUGUUUCCCCUCCAUGUCUUACUAUGAGAAUGAGUUUGUUCUGGUUGUUUCUGCUUCAGAGGUUUCUGGAUGGCUGUAUGUGUUUAACUCUAACCCCUCUGGCUUCACUAUAGCAUGGUGCAGUGGUGCCGCGCACACAGACGUCUCUUUGACAGCACCUCCUGUUGAUGUUUAUGCCGUCGUUAAUGUCGAUGUUGUGGGCUGUCCAUUGCACCUUGGUCUUACUGCAGUGUGGUUUGCAAAGCAUGCUGGGUGGAUUGGCUUCACAACAGGCAUGGCUGCUGAAAAUGUCACUUCGACAAGGUUGCAAACGAUAUCUGCUUCUAUCACAGCAUGUAGGAACUUUAUUUUUGUUUGUUUUCCUGCACCUUUUCCAUAAUCACUUCCUCCAUGAUCCUGAUGAGCAGCCAUUUUGGGUUUAUGGUUGUUUUUAUGACCGGAAAGGCAGUUAUUUUCUCUCUGAAAAAAAACAAACAGUGCUUGCUUGUGUCCGUCAGAGGUAUGUUGCAUGAAUGGAUCAUAAGGUCGGGUGUCAUCUUGAGAUUUUCUUUUAAAAGAUGGGAGCCUCUGGGAAGCACUCUUUUAUGAUUUGGUGUGUAAAGAGUCUGAUGCAUGUUUAGGGGCAUUUUUAAAGGCCAGUUUGUUUAUUUGUUUGUUUGUUUUUCUUUUGGAAUGAGACUGCAGUAAAGAAGUGUGGUGCCAUUUUCAAUUCUUCGAGAAAUUGAUUGUUUAAUUUCAGAUGUUUGAGAUGGAUGGUAAAAAUAAAAACUGUUUUGUUCACACACACACACACACACACACACACACACACACACACACACCUGCAUCCACUACUCUUGGAGAAAAAAAAAAAAAAACCACCAGAUCUCAUGGAAGUGCAUUUUGUUGUCACCUUUUUUUGUGAAUUUAUCAGCAUGAGCUCGGAUUUCAGCUGCAAAUGGCAUCAAGAGAUCAAACACACCAUGCUUUUGCCAUUUGCUCUGACUCUUUGUUUUUGAAUCACGCUUUUCUUUUUUAAGUUGUACUUGCGACUAAAGCUCCUCUGCAUGGUCUCGAAUGUGCUGCACUCUUCUCUGUCCGUGUGUGUGUGUUUAAGUGUGUGAGUAUUUGCGUGGGUGUUGAAUUAGGAAUUAGGAGGGCUGAGAGAGAAUGAACUUGUACGUGAAUGCAAUAGUUAGCUGUCACUCCCUCUCCUCUCCUUUUUUGGUUUCUUUUUCGGUUCUUCUCCAUCUCUUUCUUUGUCACCAGGCCAGUCUGUCUGUCUCUCUCUCUCUCUCUCAGUUUGUGUGUCCCCAUACGCAACUGCAUCUCCGCUGUCCCCCAUUUCUCUGUCCAUUUCCCUGUCCUGUGAUAUAGCCAGGUACUCCACAGUUAAGUUUGAUUUUUGCGGGAUUAUUUUUGAGUUAUUUGAAUAAAAUCUGGGAAAUAAUAACAGCAAGCUUCCUUCCCAAAUUCCUGACAUUUUAUGUUUUCCCAUAUUUGUUUUCUCUUUAAUCAAUCUGUGUUUGUAGUGGGUCUUUAGAGGCUGGAUUGUUGUAAAUGGUUGUAGGUGACUGUUGACACGUGACCUGUGACAUCACUUCCUCUCUGCCUCAGGGUGGGGGUUUGCUUGCAUUGCCUCGUUUUGUUUGUUUUUUUUUUUUUUUUGUUUUGUUUUGUUUUUUUCUUUUGGUUCAUCAUUUCUUUCUUACAUAUAUUUUCUCUAUUUCCCUGAUGAUUUUUGUAUGUUGUUGUUGUUGUCAGUCUCCACGGUAACUGCUCGCGUGUCCUCACGCCGUUUCCCUGGCAACGGUAAGUUGUGUACACAUGGCAUCAUCUUUGAAUGACCCCUCCCCCAACCCCAUCUGUCCAAAAAAAAAGAAAAAAAAAAAUUUCAAAAUAAAAUGCACCCAACACCCAAAUGAAGGACUCCUUUACUGGAGGGAGCUUGAUUGUUUGAUUGACAGAACCUGAUUGGCUAAUCCUGUGAUUGAUCGGGGAGGUGGUGAAUGAAACGAUUACGAGAUUAGCCAGUGACCGCAUGGCAUUACAGAGGCCACUUUUAUAACUGAAUGUACUGCAUCUAUCUGCAAGUGCAACAACUAUAACUACCACUUCUUAUGCAUUCAUUCCAAUCACCUCUCUAACUGCAUUCAGCAUUUAAUUCAGAGCUGUAUCCUGCAUGGUUUACUCUCUCUCUCGUCAUCUGUAUGACGCCAUAUAGUACUAUGUCAUCUCUCUGUGUCAUGUGUCAGCCAAUAGCUGCAUUUCUGCACCUUUAGUGGGACAGCAUGCUGAAGCAUGAGUGCUCUGUUAGCUUUACUGGAGAGAGGAUAAUAGUUGUCUGUACAUCAUGAAGUACUUGAUUAUCACUCUCUGUAUCACUUUGUAGACUGCAGACAGUUGUAGAGGUAUGGCUGUUUAGAAUUAAUAUGACUUCAAAUUUAAGAUUAAUAUGUCAAAGCUUUUUUCUACCUGAAGCUACUCUGCUAGCAUCGAAUCCUUUUCAAACAGAGGAAAAACAGCUGUUCAAAAGCCAUCCGUAGACCCCCAGCAAAGCAAACUUUUAAAAAUCUGGCAGCUUUUUCUUUGUUCUGGUUUCUGUAAAGAGGUGUCCUUGUUUUACUUUUUUGAUCAGUUUGGUUCUGGAUGGUGUGUGUUGGUUGUUGUGUGCUUCGAGGUCUCUCUGGUGUGCGACACUGAUCUGGAAUGCCUGGCAGUGUUUCACAACCACGGUUUGAUUUGAUUUAUUUUGAGGAAUGAUAUUUGCAUCCCCCAUCCUCUCUGUCUUCAGACUUCUGUCACUCUCUUUGUUUAUUUAUUUUCUCCAUUCAGCAUUCCUUCAUUGUUGCUCACGUACGGUUAGAUCCAAUAUAGGCAAACGGUCAGAUGUACUCUGUAUGUGUGUGUAGCAUCUUGUCGUUUCUGUUUGCUCAUUAGAAGAUCUGCACAUGCGGAUGGAUUGUUCACUCUCUCUGCCUCUCCUCCUCCUCCUCCUCAUGUCUGUGUUUUUCUGUCUCUUCAUGUGGACUGGCUCCCCUUCCUGCAUCCCUCUAUAUCUCUGUCUUCUCUCCGUCUUCCCCCUUCCCUCCCCGUCCCCCUUUUUUCUGUAUGACGUGUAAUUGAUUGGGAGGGCUGCCAAACUCUUUUGAUUGGUUUCUUGCUGCAUCUGAUGCUUGCUGAUUGGCUAGUUUUGCUCACCUCUGGUGAUGUGAUGCGCUCUUGAUUGGCUGCGUGUAAUUUGUGUAUGAACUCUUUGAUUGAUGUUUUUUGCAUUGUGUUCUACUGAUAAAUCUGCCGCUUAAUUCACCUUCUUUUCCCCCUUUUUUCAGAGGUAGCAGUGUAAUGGUCUUGGAUUUCUUUUUGAAUGCUUUUGUUCUGAAAUAUUUUGUUGUUUUCUUUGUUCUGUGUGCCAAUGGUUGCAUUGUUCUGUGUGCAAACUGCCUGACUACUCACCAGGAUCCUUGUUUUCGAUGUGUUUCUCCUUCAAAAGAAGUGCAUGCAUUUUGAAUCAUUGCUGCUCAUCAACAGAAUUAACCUCUGUCAUAAGUUAAAAAAAAAAAGAUAUCUUAAAUUUAAAGACACCUCAAUUUGUCGCACCAAAUAUUGAACUAAAAAAAAGAAGAAAGAUAAACUGAACUGCUUGAUUUGGAUUUUGAAACAUCUGAUGACUAGUUAGGACUCAUCUCUGAGUAAAACUGGAUUGCCUAAGUGUUUAACCGUUUUUUCUGGUGUCCAGGUUAAUAACGCCACAGCCAGAGUGAUGACGAACAAGAAGAUGACCACCCCGUACUCGAACGGAGAGGGCCUCGCUACUCUGCCAUAUGGUAAAUUCAAAUUCUGCAAAAUGCACCUUAUCAAACAACUUGUUUUCAAGGUUAAGAUGAGGGUUGUAUUGUCAUCUCCCCCUGUAGAUAUACUUUCUUGUCUGUUUUAUGCAAUGUAUAAUGAACUCGUAUAGAUUAAACUAAAAAAUUAAAAAAGAAACAAAUCUUUUGCCAUACUUAUGCUGCGUUCGAGUUUCCUCGGAAGUCAGAUGUCAGAGCUGAAAAUGACGUCACAGUGGAGUUCCAAACGUUUCAGUUACCAAGUCGGAAAAAAGCAAAAUCGGAGGUGGAACCAAGAUGGCUACAUCUAUUAACGUUAUUUUAGCGCUUGCCUUGUCAGAAUAUAAGACAAGCGCUAAAAUAACUUAAGUAGAUGUAGCCAUCUUGCUUCAGGCCUCCAAUUUUGCUUUUUUUUUUGACUCUGGUUUGACAUCAUUUUCAGCUCCGACAUCUGACUGCCGAGGUAACUCAAACGCAGCAUUUUUGUCUCCUGACAUCUCUCACCCGACAGGAGUUAUUUUCUAUUCAACUGACAUUUUUGUUUUUUUGUUAGCAGCUAAUCAGAUCGUACUUUUAAAGCGAACAGUUGCACAAAUGAUAAGUCUUCAGAGGAUCAGAGAGAGGCCAUCAUAUCAUUGGCAGAACAAUAAAAGUGACAGUGCGGGGUGAUAGCUAACAAUUUGGAGGGAUUUGUAGUGUUAAUUUUUGCAACAAGAUUUAGAGAAACACAUAAGAGGAGAAUUUGGGGAAUUAAAAAACUCGUAAAUUUACUUGAGAUAUCUUGAAUUUCACACUUUAAAAGUGUUUGAAAACUCAGGGGACAUACUGAGUUCUAAGAUUCUGAAUGUGUAUUACGGUAUUUUAAUUUUAUUGCCACAAUCACCUGUUUCAUUAUUUUGGGUCAUAACAGAUAAUAUGAAGGAAAAGUUCAAGCUUUCUGAUUGUUUUAAUAAUAUUUAAUGAUAAUGAACUACCGAAAGACAUCCCCCAGCCAGAUGAGAAGUCACAAAUCUGUAUUCUGUAGACGCAGAGGGAAAUAGCAGUGAGUGUGUUUAAAACAAAAACAAGUCAUAGUAAUUUAUUUCUGGUAGUUUUCUUUGAAAAUGUCGCUAAAAUUAAUGUUUUUGUCCUUUGUCUCCACUUGUAGCUGGUUGGAAGUUGAGUCCCAUGGUUGGAGCCAUGUACAGUCCUGAACUCUAUACAGGUUUGACGAUAAUGCUGCUUAGCCUUAUACUUUAAAAUAAUGACUCUCUUAAAUCAACUGCUCUUUAAUAUCAAAUAUACUCAAGGCUCCUCUUUCCCCUCUUUCUUCUAGUACCGGGAUUUCCGUACCCAGCUGCCGCAGCAGCUGCCUCUACUGCCGCCACCUUUCGAGGUGCGCAUCUCCGGGGUCGAGCCCGGCCCGUCUACAGUGCAGUCAGGGCAGCUGUGCCACAGCCUGCCAUCCCCACCUACCCAGGGUAAACACACACACACACACGCAGUCACACUGAUAAUCAAUAAACUACAGUCCUAUAGAUGGUAACAGCUACACUUUAGUGCAUGUAUUCACUUAGUUGAAGGUAAAACAUCAUAAUCGAGCAUGUUGUGUGUUUGAUAUGUUUAAAUUGAAAUAUUGACAGUACUGAUUUGCUAAGUGGAAAUACCAUUUCCUUGUUCCUUGAAAUAUUAGAGCAAAGUUAUUCUCAAAUGUGUUAAAAUCAAAUUAAAGGGCCUAGUUGGCUGCAGUGAAAGUAGUAUUUUUAUAAAGUUUGUGUAUUUCUAUACAAAGAGGUGGUAUUUUGUCUUGCAUGUUGCACGGUGUGUAAUAAUCUCACCCUUCUUUCUCUUCUCUUUCACAAUCUGUUUGGCACCAUUUUCUCACAUUUCUUUCCCCCCUCAUUGUCACUCUUUUUUUUAUUAUUAUUUCCCACAAUGCCCACACGGUGGCGCAUCACACCCAUUUUUUUUUUGUUUGCUUUUGUAUCUCCUGUCCACCACCGCUCCUCUGGACUCCCACCUCUUUCUUCCAUCCUUCCUUUCUCAUCCCUCUCUCUCAGUGUGAUGGCCUAUCAGGAUGGCUUUUACGGUGCGGCUGAUCUUUAUGUAAGUAUAACGUCUGUCUUUCACUGUCUCACUGCUCAUCUACGUUUUCCCUCCUCCUGCCUGUGGGUUGACAAGUGUGAAACAGCACAGACCAAACCCAUAGAGACGUGUACUUUUGGGUGCUUUGAUUCAUCACAUCUACAUAAAACACUUUCACUUAACUCUAAAUGUACUUUUUAAAAUGUAUUUACUUUUAAAAACGCACAUUUUACAGCUGUAAAGAAAUAAACAUAUAAAAAGGAAAUGAGAACAAACACACACUCGCACAUCUCCAUCAGAUUCAUUCACAGGUAGACUCCUCGUGGGUUUGUCUCUGUGUCUUUGUGAGUUAGUUUGUACCAAUGUGAUUAUGAGCAUGUGUGUGUCUGUGUGAGCGUGUAUGUGUGACCAGGUUGACAAUAGCUGUUUCUGUUCUCUCUGUAGACUAGUGUUUCAGGACAUUAGUGGCAGAUUGCCCCAGGUAGGGUUUACACACUCUGUUUGAGAGCCAGUGUGCAUCCUCCUCGUCUCCAAUGACUGCGUGCUGCUAGACAUUAUUGACCAUCUGAGAUUGAAAUGCCUUUUCUGUCUUCUUCUACUAACUCACUGGAUUCUGACAUGGGUGGAGUUGCGGAAGGGGGAGAAAAAUAAUUAUGUUUAAAACUAAAAUAUAAAUGGGAUACCAUCUCUAUACAAUACAAGUGUGUGCAGAAGAAAUUGAUAAACAUGAAAAAGUAAAAGAUGCUCUGUUAUAGAAAAUACCUGCAACACGUUUAUUUGUUUGUCUCAGUGUAAAUAAAAAGUUUUUUUACAUUAGGCAUCAUUCCUAACUCAGAUGUUAAUACCCCGCAGUGUUGAUUGGUUGUCAUAUAGAUGUAGAUAUAGAUCUCUGUCACACAGUGCUUUUUAUUUGGAAACCAGAGGAUAAGUCUGAAACUUGCAGAGGUUAUGCAAAAAGCAGAUGCUAGAAUUUUCUUAUCGCCCAGAUUAUUAUUAUUAUUUUUGGUCAUUUUUUCAAAAUAAUCUUUUUCUUAAAAUUUGACAAAUCAUAGACAUGACUGAAAACUCAUCUUAUUAAAUCUACACAGGGACGAUGAAUAAAUCAUAUCUGACUCUGACACCGGAGUCUUCUUCAGCAGACAGAGAGGUGUAGGACAGUUUUAUUCAGCACUUCAUUCAGACCCCUUCCAGGAAUCUCCCUAUCUGUUUCACCUGCAGCAUGCUAACUGAAUCAAUGUCGGCAUGCAGACAAACUUACAAGGCUGACCCCCCCCUCCCCCUCCCCGUCUCCCUUUUACUCUGUCCCUUCUCUUUUAUAUCUGUACACAUCUUCUUCUUCUUCUCUCUAUUCUUAUUUUAAAGACAGUAUUUUAAAACUGUCCUAUUUCUAAAUCACUUCAAAGUGUCACCUGGCCCUUCCUCUUCCUCUUCCUCUUAUUACUCUCUCUUUAGCUUCUCCUCUCUUCAGGUCUUUCGUCUUUCAGUCGUUCUCGCUCCUUCUCCUCUCUCCCUCUCUAAUCCCCCCCCCCCCCCCCAUAGCAGCCACUGUGUGGUCCUGAAUGCGGGGACUUGGUCGUGACUGAUCCUUUAGGGUAGAAUGCAGCGGUGUGUGUUUUGUUUUGUUUCGUUGGGUUGUUUGGCCUAAUAUACUGGACGUUCUCAGUUUGGGAAAGCAUGCUUUGUCUCUCAGUGAUUGGUCACUGGCCACAUGAGCGUGGUGUGUGUGUGUGCGUGUGCUCUUCUUAAUCUGACUGGCUGACUAUCUUCUUACACCUGUAGAUUUUUUUGUGUGUUCAUCAGCUGUCCAUCCAAACAUAAAAUAAUGACACAAUCAUCCUGCCACCCCCUCCCCUUUCUUUAACUGUGUUUUUGGGAGGGGAACAGGGGUGGGGCACAGUUAUGGGUUUGAUCUCUCUCUCUCCCUCCAUGUCCAACACUCAUUUGACAAAGAUAAUGCGCUUUAAUGUUGUUUACAGUAAAAGAUGUCUGCUAUGUUGGUCAUAGAGGGAGAGACUCCACAGAGCCUGAGCUACAUCCUUGUGAAUGCCGUACCGCACCAGAUUAGCCCAGUUGUGCUGACUGUCUGCUUGUUAAUCUUCCGCUCUCUCUCAGCAGUUGUCCUCACAAUGUAACCCUUCUAGAUUCACUUCUAGUCUGUUAGUGUGCAGAGGAAAUAGAGCAAACUCUAAACAAGAAUUUAUAAUUUUGUUUCCGUUUCUUUUCACCUCUCCCUCCAUCAAAUCUUUCCUCUCUGCUACAUCCCCCUCCCUACCCUCCUGCCUCAUUACAGGGUGGCUAUGCAGCGUAUCGUUACGCCCAGCCGACUGCGGUAGCGACUCCUGCAGCAGCAGCAGCCGCAGCAGCAGCAUACAGUGACAGGUGAGUGUGCCGUCCAGUUCAUCUUCUAACAGGACACUUGCAGAGCGAGGCGACCUGCAAUCCUUAAAGGCCCACUCCGAUGAAAAUCACGUUUUUCUUGUUUUUUAUACGUUCAUAUGGCAUUUUUCUGAUGCUACAGGACAUAUCAUGAGAAAACUAAAUGCAAAAUUGGUUUUCUGAGUACUUCUUCAUUCAAAUCGCUCUGACAGGUUCAGAAACAGUGAGAUUUCAUACGUAACCACUCCAAGCUCCAACCCCGGAGCACCACUAUGCAGGCCCCACUCUGCGUUUAGAGAGGACAUAGAGAGGACUAUCGCAGAACAAACGCGUGCGUUAACGGAUUGCAAUGCUCGUAAGAAAGCUAAUUAUAAUAUUAGCUUUCAUUAAACCCCUAAAGACAUCAGUGUCUGAGAGCUGAAUAGUUUCUAUGUUACCUGCUACUUCUACUACAACGGCAAUAUUAGGCUGCAAGCUAACCUGAAGACGAGUGUGCAGAGCAGCGCUGUCUCCGCCCACGACUCAGAGGUGAAUUGUUAAUGAUCUACUGGAGCUCUGCAGGAGAAAAGCUCUUGAAAAUGACACAGGUAACGCGAUUUUUGGUAAAAACUUCACAAUCAAAAUUUAAAGACCACUGAGAAGACUUAGUAGUAAGUGGUAAAAGUACUAAAAAGUAGUAGUAAAGAAAAAGUACUAAAAAAAAAACAAAAAAACAAUCGGAGUGGGACCUUAAGUCUGAUUUACAGUGAAUUAAUGCUUGUGUAAAAACAAAACAGUCUGGGAAAGGUGAGAUAAAGGUAAAAGGAGAAGCAAAAGAGACUUAAGCACGAUUAAUGUAAAAUGGCCGAACAUGGAGUCUGGGGGUAAACCAUGUCACAUUGUUUUGUUGUGUAGCGUUGUUUUGAGUGGAUAUAUGUCAGUUUAAACACACACUGUUUUCAUUGCUAAAUACUGAUGAGCCACAUUACACUUAAAUCCACUUCUACUUAAAUCCCUCCUUUUUUUUUUGACAGCUACGGACGAGUGUACACGGCAGACCCUUAUCAUGCUGCACUCGCUCCGGCCGCCUAUGGUGUUGGAGCAAUGGUGAGUCCCCAAGGACACUUAGAUGAUGUGAUGUCCCAGAUUUGACCAUUAGUUAGAGCUGAAGAUGAAAAGAUGUGAAGAUAGGGCGCACUUAUCAAAUUUCCCCUUGGGGAUAAAUUAAGUUCUUCUUAUCUUAGAUUUGAGAUUGUGUGACCCAACAAGACAGUAAGAAACAUCUAAAGAUGAUAGAUUUGGCAAAUGCGAGAACAUUUUCAAGGUGCUAUUAUUAACUUUGCAGUCAUUGCUCUCAAUAUUUACGUCUGUGAAACUUCAGGAUUUGAGUAGAGAGGAAAGUCUCUCUUGGUUUCUGAGUUUGUAGUAAUAAAACAGAUACUACCCGACAUGAUAGAGGCUCUGAAGAUGUUCUUUAUCUUUAUUUCUGAUGUGUUUGAGUCACUAAAUCUAUGUUUUUGUCGUUCCACAGGCCACGUUGUACAGGGGAGGCUACAGUAGAUUUGCCCCUUACUAA